AUGGAAUGCGGCGACACACCUGCUGAUAGUCCUUCUCUUUCGGACGAUGAAGCAGAUUACGAUUAUGAUGACUUUUACUGUAAUGGAGAAAAUUGUACUAUGGAGAUGUUCGAAAAAGAAGAUCCAGAACACAUUGAAUAUGCAUGUCUAAAAGUUCCGGAGGUCGAACAUCUCUUAGAAGAAACUGUGAAUCAUGUCGUUUCAACCUUAAAUGUAUCAUCUUCACUUGCCAAACUGCUCCUCUACUUUUACAAGUGGGACGACUCCACUUUAAUCAAAUUGUACAGCGUUGAUCCAUGUAAAAUUCUUGUCGAUUGCUUUGUGUGCACUGGUUCUUCAGAGCAACAAUCAGACGCAAUAAGCUGUGUGGUUUGUACAAGGUUACGAGGGGAAUGUACCAAAAUGUAUGCACUGGACUGUGGGCAUAGUUUUUGUUCAGUCUGCUGGCUGAAAUAUAUUGAAACUCAGCUUUGUAAUGGCUUAUCAAUCACGAUCGGCUGCAUGGCAAGUGGAUGUACAUUAAUUUGUUUGGAAGAUUUUGUACUAAGGAUAUUGAACGAACGCACAGAAAUAAAAGAUAAAUAUGCAAGGUUGAUGUUCAAAAACUGUGUUGAAUCGCAUUCACAGUUGCGAUUUUGUCCGGGUGUUGACUGUCAUGUCGUAAUCAAAGCACAGUGUCAAAAAGCAAAGAAAGUUACUUGCACCAGUUGCCGAAUUUCUUUUUGUUUUCAAUGCGGUUGUGAUUACCACGCACCGACCUCUUGCGAAACAAUACGGAAAUGGUUAACAAAGUGUGCUGAUGACAGUGAAACUGCCAAUUAUAUAAGUGCACAUACAAAGGAUUGUCCCAACUGCCACUCAUGUAUCGAAAAAAAACGGUGGGUGCAAUCAUAUGCAGUGCGCCAAGUGCAAGCAUCACUUUUGUUGGAUGUGCUUUGGAGUCGUUAUAAAGAAAAUCCAUCCAUAGCCCAGGAAGCAAAUCAUGUCAAAGCCCGUCGUGCACUUGAAAAAUACUUACAUUAUUAUGAGCGGUAUGAGAAUCACCACAAAUCGUUAAAGUUGGAAGAGGAUUUACGGAAUUGUAUAAUGAAAAAAAUCGAUGAAAAAGUGAAUGGGCAUGAAGGGACAUGGAUUGAUUGGCAGUAUUUGCAUAGAGCAGCCACACUGCUUACAAAAUGUCGUUACACAUUGCAGUAUACUUAUCCAUAUGCAUAUUAUAUGGAAAAUGGACCAAGAAAACAGUUGUUUGAAUAUCAACAAGCCCAGUUGGAGAAAGAGAUUGAAGAAUUAUCCUGGAAAGUUGAGAGGGCAGAAAGUACGGAGCGAGGCGAUCUGGAAACACAAAUGCAUGUGGCAGAAUGUAAACGACGUACGCUUCUGCAGGAUUUCUUUGACUGA
Molecule: messenger RNA, 1398 nt
Organism: Loa loa (African eye worm)
Lineage: Eukaryota; Metazoa; Nematoda; Chromadorea; Rhabditida; Onchocercidae
Product: ariadne-2 protein
Exons: 10
Coding region: 1-1398 (465 amino acids)
Biological process (GO): positive regulation of proteasomal ubiquitin-dependent protein catabolic process; protein polyubiquitination; ubiquitin-dependent protein catabolic process
Cellular component (GO): cytoplasm; ubiquitin ligase complex
Molecular function (GO): ubiquitin protein ligase activity; zinc ion binding; ubiquitin conjugating enzyme binding
Source: RefSeq, a predicted model, not a curated record